GAUAUUAAAUUGGAUCAUUGUAAACAAACAUGCGGCUGUAGGAGAACAAACAGUUGUUGGAGUCUUGAUGCUAGGGUAACUGCUGUCAAUCAGAUUGCAUUUGUUUUAGAGUCACUCACUAAUGCUGUUCAGGGUGCUUAGUUACCAAAGAUACACAGAAGCUGCCCAGCCUUCUAGCUUUCAGGGAAGUUUGUCUAAUUCAGUAUGUAAAACAGGCUGGUUUCAGCAAACAAGUAAUGCCGGUCUCUGAAAACAAUUCUAAAGGAAUGAGUGGUCCCUGGAUUUCUUUGGCUCAUAUUUUAAAGGUGCAGGGAAAACCUCUGAGUGAGGAGGAAGUGUGGGCACUGCUUUUUGCAGCUACAGAGCAUAUUGAGAAGGAUGCAACUGUUGAUUCAAACACAAUCUCGCCUUGGUCCCUUGUGCUUUCAGGAUCUGGUAAUCUGUCUUUCCAUGUUGUAUCUCAUCCUGAAACUGUUCCAUUUAAAGCUCCAGAAGUGUUCCGAGAGUCUAAACAGACUUAUAAGUCACUGGUGUAUUCCUUAGGUAUGACUCUUUACUGGGCAGCAGGAUACAAUGUUCCAGAUCAUCAGCCUAUAGAUAUUGGACAGAAAUUACACUCCAUUCUAAUUUCCAUGUGUGAAAAGGGUCCUUGGCACCGACCCAGCACAGAAAUAAUUAUGCAGAGAUGUAAGGAGGAGCAAAAACAGGCUACCUUGCUCUCCCCUGCUUUCUAUAUCCAAGGGCUGGUAAGCCCAGUUGUGGACAGCAUGUGCCAGCAAGAGGAAGAGUUCUCAAAAAUGCAGUAUGCCCAGAGCCAAAUGAUAAGAGAAAGACUUCAACAGAAAUAUGAAAGAUCCUCUACGUGCAUGGCCAGUUCUGCAGGAGCAAGAUCUUUGCCUUGUGUAGUGCCUGACAAGAUUCUCAGCAAUUCCCACAGCAGACUGUAUCAUCUCUCUGUUAGCAGCCUUCAGAGCCCAACACACAGCAUUGGAGCCAAGGAACAGACAGAUUUAUAUCGUUCUGUGCAGAACCAUCUCUCUCCUUUCAGCACAGCCUUCUCCAGUGGGGAAUAUGAAACACAGUUCAAUCCUGCAUUUGCACAGAACAGAAACCUCCAUCAAGAGAAGAGUACUCGCCCUGAAUUUGUGUUAAACUCAAAGGAACCCCCUGUCACAAUGGAGCUCCCAGCUAUGAUUGUAAACAAAAAAGGAAAAUCCUACCUGUGUCAAAGGACUCUUUAUGUAAUAAUUCCAAGUGGCCUUUGUUUAGAGAUAAAAUGUGACAUCAGAUCUCAAGUGCGAACAGUUCUUGAAUGUGCAGCAACUUUUGCCAGACUCAAUCAAAAUCAAUCUUUUUACUUUGGAUUGGCACAUAUGACAGGAAAGGAAUUUUUCUUUUUGGAUGAAGAUGAUCUCUUAGAAAAGGUGGCACCUGAAGGUUGGAGUAAGACCUCCAAGAAGAAAGCAACCAUCGUAGCCUUUACUCUUUUUUUCAGGAUCAAGUAUUUUGUCCAGAAUUUUAGUGCACUAAAACACUGUCCAAUGAUUCAUCUGAUUUACCUGCAGUUGCGGAAGGAUAUACUGGAGGAGAGGUUAUUUUGUAAUCGAGAGAUGGCCUUACACAUGGGGUCCCUGGCCUUGCAAGCUGAUAUAGGAGAUUAUUCACAAGAGAGGGAUUACUACCAUAUGGAAGACUUUCUGCCACCUGGAGUUCUGCAAUCCCCAAGAACAAUUCAAGAACUGAAACAGCUGCAUCAGAGUCACUUUGGAUUAUCAAGGGAAGAAGCAGUACUAGCAUUCAUUCGGGUGGCUCAGCAACUUCCAGAAUAUGGUGUGUUGUUUUAUCAUGUGCUUUUGGAUAAAAAGAAAACCAGGAGUGAUGAUCAUACAUUGGGGAUCUGCUGUCAAGGUAUUAUUCUGUAUGAAGAGAGAAUGGGCAGUCGAAUAGCCAGCCUACGCUUCUCAUGGAGAGAAAUACAGACACUAUCAGCAUAUAAAAAGAAAUUUACAGUGUUGAGCUGCUCAACUGGUAAGAAGCAUUCUUUCCUCACAAACAGUGAAAAGACAUCUAAAUAUAUUCUUGGCUUAUGCUCAUCCCUGAGAACCUUCCACACUAAUCUCAGACAACAACAAUGUGCGGAGGAGAUGUGGAUACUUGACCCAGAGUAUAUAAACCCACACUACAGUGCCCAAAGGGAUCAGCUGAUGCGGAAAAUGUCUAGGUCAGAAAACAUCCUGUGCUUUGCAAAUGAUAACAACAUGAGAGGAAGAAUCCUAAGCAAGUCACGUGACACCAUAAGUGGCAAUGACAGGACUGGUGAGGACAUCAGUAUCUGCAGGGCAACUGAGGAUGUAGAAACUCCCCGGCACAGCAAUGGCUACCUGUCUAUUCACUCUAGUAGGAGUGCAUCCUGUAAUAUGAGCUUCAAAGAACAAUCAUUGGAGGGGGCAGAAAGGGAAAUUGUGUGUGUGAAAUUGAAACGGGACCCUUCAUAUGGACUAGGUUUUAUGAUUGUUGGAGGGGAGAACAUCGGGAAGCUUGAUCUUGGAAUUUUUGUAGCAUCAAUAAUUCCUGGUGGACCAGCUGAACGUGAUGGGCGCAUUAAAACUGGUGGACGAUUGAUUUCUGUGAAUAACCUUAGCUUGGAAGGAAUGACAUUUAAAAGUGCUGUGCAAAUUUUGCAGGGAUGUGGUGAAGAAGCUGAAUUUAUUUUCUCCCAAGAAAAAGCCGCACAUAGUCAGUGCAGUCUCAUAAAUAGGCAAAUCUCCAGCAUAUCCUGUGAAGGCAGUGAAAAAAGCAGUGUUACUUUGGACACAUACAGUUUACCAUGUGGAACUGCUUAUAGUCCAUGUUUUCCGUGUGAUCCAAGUAGUGCUGGUACCCAUGGUGUGUUUUUCAACAAAGAGAAUGAAUCACAGGAAGCAUCACAGAGGAAAAAUUCUGAGAAGAACACAAUAGGAAGAGGUAGCACUGAAUUAAAACCUGGUGAUGUGUUUUCAGUGCAACUGAAGAGAGAGGGUAGGAGCCUUGGUUUCAGUGUCACGGGAGGGGUGAACACCAGUGUCCGGCAUGGUGGAAUUUACAUAAAAAAUAUCAUUCCUUUAGGACCUGCAGACUUGAAUGGACAAAUCAAGAAGGGAGAUCGUUUGCUGGAAGUUAAUGCAGUUCAUAUCCUUGGAUUCACCCACCGGCAGGCUGUAGAAUGUCUCAGAAAUGCUGGAGAGUUGUUAACCUUAGUCCUACAAAGAGGAGGUGAUAUGGAAAAUACAGCUUCAGGAAGUGGCCAUGAAUUUCCUGAAUCUACAAGGACCACACCAAUUUUCUGUGAAUCCAGCAGUACAUUAUUUGUUCCUAAAGACAACACCUUUGAGGUAACUCUAAUAAAGAAUUUGGGCGGCUUAGGAUUCAGCUUUGUGCAGACUGGAACUGGUACAUCUGGAAGAGCUGACAACAUUGUAAGGAUAAAAAGGCUGUUCCAGGGCCUGCCAGCACAGGAGAGUGGACAUAUCGCAGCUGGAGAUGUAUUGCUUGCUGUGAAUGGACAGUCUAUCCAAGGAAUGAAUUAUCAGGAAGUUGUGCACAUAUUGCAUGGAGCUCCCUCCCAGGUGACUCUUUUACUCUGCCGACCAGCAAAAGGGGCCCUUCCUGAAAUCGAUUUUUCUCUACCGACUCCAAUGCCAUCCCCUGUGAGAGACAUUUUAAGAAUUAAGUCACCAGUCUGUGACCUGGGUAAUACAGCAAGUGUAUCAGAAAGGGAAAAAAACAGUUAUGAAGCCAUAGACACAAGGAGACAUCCCUCCCUAAUGCACUCCACACUUGCACCAGCCUCAGAAACAAUGACUGCAUUGGCACAAGAUGUCCAACAAAACUGUUACUGCAUUUGUGAACAGGGAUCGCAGGAAAGCAAAAUAAAUAAGAGAGUUGGAGGAGACGGGUUGGAAGAAUCUCAGAUACUCAGCGAUGAAGAGUACCUUACAAUAAGUUCUACAUCUAUCACUCCUCCUUCUAUGGGAGAAGUUUUAGAUGAAGAGACAGCUGUUUAUGGGACACCACAGCCACGUGGUCUCAUCCCUCUUCCAGAAUCCUUUGCUUCUCCAGAGUCUAGUGAAAGUGAGAGUGAAUGGGAAGACUUAGAUGAAAAUGAUGAGGAGGAGGAGGGCAUUGUCUCACUGGGACUUCAUAGUGAGAAAUCAAUGGCCUUGCAUUCAUGCACACCCUUAAGAUGGUGUCCUCAACCAGCUACCCCAAACAAAAGAUAUAAAGUGUCCUCUCCAAUAAGAUGGACUCAUAUUUCCUCAACUGUAUUAAAACUGAAAACCCACUCUCCAAUGAGAAAUGUCACCCUUUCCUAUCCAACAAUCAAAAUUUCCUCUCCUUCUUUCUUAACAAUGCAGCAAGUCCAGUGCUCUUUGAAUCCUGCAUCUUGCAGACUGCAGGUGCCAUUAGCUUUGCAGCAUGGCAGAUCCAAUAAUGAGAAAAAUAAUGGGGUCAGUACAUUACAUCAUAAGUCAGCUGAAGAAGCUCAGACUGAUUUGAACACAUCAAAUAAUACAGCUGAUCAAGAGGCUGGACUAAUGCAUUGCCAAUCUACCCAUCGGUCAGAAAGAAAAGACUAUCUGUGUCACUCGAAUGAAUAUAACAGUGCACUUCAUCAAAGCAGGCAGUAUGAAUUAAAACAUAACUUAGAAACUGUAAAAAAUAACUUUUUGGACCAUUCAAAUAAAAAUGAAGAACACAAUGAAUCUUCUGAUCUGUCAGAUGUUCAAAAGAACAGAUUACUUAGUGAACACACUGAACAAAGUUAUGACAAAAUACCAAAUUUAGAACACAUUUGGUCUGAUUUUCAUGCUAUUGAAACUGAAGAAACAAAUUACCUGCAAACUGAACUGCAACAUGAAGAGUUACCAGAAUAUCGAUGGAAGAAUAAUGAAAUACAGCAAGAAUACAUACAAGAGAAGCUCAGUACGAAUAUGAACAAAAAACAAAAAGUAGCUUUAUCGCAUUUGAAUUAUCCCACCAUCCAAACCGCUUGUAAUUCUGAACUAAAUCAGGACAGUCUUCUGAACAUUGACUUGGAGAAGCCAAGCAGUGGUAGUUUGGGGUUCUCACUGGCUGGGGGCAAGAAUGGAGAAAUGUUCCUAAUUAAAGCAGUAAGUCCUGGAAGCGUGGCAGCUAUUGAUGGGAGGCUGCAUGUGGGAGAUAUCUUAAUAAAGGUGAAUGGACAUGAAUUAGCGGGACUUACUCAUGGAAUAGCAGUUGGCAUAAUUCGUGAGGCCAAAGGACAUGUAAAACUCACAGUACAGAGAAGAAUCCCACAGUGCAGUUCUAAUAAAAAUCAUGCACUUGAAAGAGAUGAUCAGUGGCUCACAGCAGGCAUGAAAUUUCAAGGGCAGGAUACAUCAGAUGCAUCAGUGGAAUAUAUUCAUGUGCAAAACAAUAAUGACUUGUGUGUGAAGUCUAAAUCAUGCAGGAGCUUUUCUUUAGAGAAAGCCAAUGACUCAGGAAACUCUACCAUCAAGGAUGAGGAAAAUUCUCAAACUUUUGGCCCUUUGUUAAUCACUGAGGAGGAUUUGCAUUGCUUGCCCGUAAAUAAGCAAUUCUCAGAGUCUGAGAUCCAAGCUCUUGUCGUCACUGCACAGAGGCUUAUUCAAGAUCAAGAUCUUUACCAAGAGUUUUUGGCCUUGGAACACGAGAAACCAGCUGACUCUUUUCAUGUGGCUUCUGCACCUGAAAACCGUAACAAGAACAGAUACAGAGAUAUUCUGCCAUAUGACAGCACUCGUGUACGAGUAGGGGAUGAGGGGUACAUCAAUGCAAGUUAUGUCACUGUCCCAGUGGGAGAAAAAAAACUGCGGUACAUCUGCACACAGGGGCCUCUCCCAGACACUGUGAAUUAUUUCUGGCAGAUGGUAUGGGAGAACCACAGCUCAGUAAUCAUAAUGAUGACUCAAGAGAGAGAGAGUGGGAAAGUGAAGAGUGAACAAUACUGGCCAGAGCAAAUUCAAGAAACCUGGAAAGGGGAGAAUCUUUCUUUAAGGUUGGAAAAGUGUAAUGCAUUGCAAGACUUCACUAUACGAAUUAUGACCUUAUUUCAAAAAGAGACAGGGGAAAAUAGGCUCAUCACACAUUUGCAGUUUACCACGUGGCCUGAUCACAGUACUCCUCAGUCUCCUCAGUCUCUGCUUCACUUUCUUUGUUACUUACGGAGAUUCCACAAUGAAUGGCCUUUGGUUGUGCACUGUAGUGCUGGAAUUGGAAGGACUGGUGUUUUAAUCUGUGUACAUGUGAUACUUACAUAUUUGGAACAAGGCAUACAGUUUCAGAUCAAAGAUAUUGUAAAGACAAUGAGGCAGCAGCGCUAUGGAAUGAUACAAACUAAGGACCAGUACAUAUUUUGUUAUAAGGCUCUGCUGACAGCACUAAGGCUUCUUCCAUAUGUGGACCACACAGACCUCUGUAUUCUAGAAAAAUGAAACAGCGUUGGAAUUAUGGCACACUGAAACAGACCAUCUUGUCAAGCUGGAUAGGAAGAUGACUAAUGAACACAGUGUAGUAGAUUAUGUAGUCCAAGCACAACCUUGCCUUUUAAUUUGUAGAUAUGAUUGCUGCUAAUAUUUCUUAUUAAAUACAGGAAUCAAUGAUACAUGAAAAUUUCACAGAGAUGUUGCUAAACUGAUGUGUUAAAAUUCUGAUGUCCAACAUUGAUGGGGCUUGGGGCCCUUAAUAAAUGCAAUAUUAAUAGGAAACAAUAGGAAAUGUACACAUAAAACAUGGGAUUAACUGUAGUAUAUAAUAUUUUAUUUUAGAGAAUGUUUUGCAUAAACAUAAUACACAUACCAUAAAUGUAUUUAAUAGUAGUUUGCAAUUAAUUAUAAAUGACUCAUGACACAGUAA
Molecule: messenger RNA, 6894 nt
Organism: Xenopus tropicalis (tropical clawed frog)
Lineage: Eukaryota; Metazoa; Chordata; Amphibia; Anura; Pipidae
Gene: frmpd2
Product: FERM and PDZ domain containing 2
Exons: 41
Coding region: 237-6473 (2078 amino acids)
Cellular component (GO): nucleus; cytoskeleton
Molecular function (GO): protein tyrosine/serine/threonine phosphatase activity; protein tyrosine phosphatase activity; hydrolase activity
Source: RefSeq, a predicted model, not a curated record